Pecten maximus is the source of this 1215-nucleotide messenger RNA. RefSeq names its product microfibril-associated glycoprotein 4-like. Lineage: Eukaryota; Metazoa; Mollusca; Bivalvia; Pectinida; Pectinidae. Bases 11 to 790 code for a protein of 259 amino acids. The record is from RefSeq and is a predicted model, not a curated record. The transcript is spliced from 5 exons.
AGACUGUCGGAUGGUGCAGGAAUUCGGCAAUUCUCUAACUGGAGUGUACAAUGUAUCAGUGACAGGGACAGAUAUAACUCCGGUCUGGUGUGAUAUGGAGACGGACGGGGGAGGUUGGACGGUGUUCCAGAGACGUAUAGAUGGCGCCACCGACUUCUACAGAGGAUGGACUGAAUACAGGGACGGUUUUGGCGACGUUAACCAUGAGUUUUGGUUAGGUAAGGUUUCAAUCAUAUCAACAUCUUCACAUACACUUACAUCGCACUGUGAUACUGAACUAAGAAUUGACAUGGAGGAUUUCGAAAACAAUACAGCCUACGCAAAAUACUCCAGGUUCAACAUUGGAAAUGCUUCGGAUGCUUAUCGGUUAAACGUGUCCGGUUAUUCAGGAAACGCAGGCGAUUCAUUAACAAAAGUCCAUAAUGGUCAACGCUUCACUACGAAAGAUAACGAUCCAACACCUGACCACUGUUCUGUUCUGUUCAAAGGCGCAUGGUGGUACAGCAGUUGUCACGCAUGUCAUAGUUCGUCCAAUUGCGAUUCUUUAAUUAAGAUCCAUAAUGGCCAUCUCUUCACUACGAAAGAUAACGAUCAAACAGCUAUCAGCUGUUCUCUCAGGUUCAAAGGUGCAUGGUGGUACAACCGUUGUCACGAAUCCAAUCUGAAUGGACUGUACUUAUCUGGCCCCACCACUAUAUAUGCUCAAGGAGUUGUAUGGUUUACAUGGAAGAGCCAUUACUAUUCGUUGAAAGACACAAAGAUGAUGUUUCGGAGAGUGACGAAAACAUAGCUUUGGUAUCUAUUUAUCUAACAAAAACCAUUAUUCCUGUGUUUAAAAAGUUUAUUCACUCAACGGAAAAUGUGAGGACUGUUGUGUCUGUCCAUUCUUCCGCACUUUAUUGUAAAAAGAGCGCGAAAAAAUAUUCCUGUACGCAACACCUGACUUCCAUAUAUUUCACUACUUCCCGACAACCAUUCAAGGAAGAUAAUUCAGAGCUUUAAGUACGUUGUUAGUCUAAUUAACCGUUUAUUAGAUUAAGUUUUUGUAUCAAUAUUCUACUUUGGUAUAUCAUAUUCAUUGAGAAACUAGGGAGUUCUACGAUUCAUUGAUGCAGUUCAUUGUAGUCUUCCAUCAUGCUGACAGUAUGAAAGUAAGACAUAUAAUGAGUGGCAGCACCACUGCACAUUAUCUGUAAACAAUUAGCAUUAUUAAAA